Megachile rotundata (alfalfa leafcutting bee) is the source of this 852-nucleotide messenger RNA. It is a transcript of the gene eEF1beta, whose product is annotated as elongation factor 1-beta. Lineage: Eukaryota; Metazoa; Arthropoda; Insecta; Hymenoptera; Megachilidae. Gene Ontology annotation, cellular component: eukaryotic translation elongation factor 1 complex; cytosol. Gene Ontology annotation, biological process: translational elongation. The record is from RefSeq and is a predicted model, not a curated record. Gene Ontology annotation, molecular function: translation elongation factor activity; guanyl-nucleotide exchange factor activity.
CCGUCAACUUUUUAUCGUUUAUAUAGUACAUACGUACAUACACACAUAGCAUUCUCUUCCGGUAGUCAGCAAAAGGAGACUCCGUUGUCGGAAGCUUUAUUCGAGUAUUCACUUUUUACCUGAUUUUACACGAUGGCUAUUGGUGAUCUUAAGACUGAUAAAGGUGUCAAAGAUUUAAAUUCUUACUUAGCAGAUCGUAGUUAUAUCGAAGGGUGGCAACCCACUCAAGCCGAUGUAGUUGUAUUAGAAGCUUUAGGAAAGACGCCGACAUCUUCAAAUCCUCAUGUUUUAAGAUGGUACAAUCAUAUCAAAUCAUACGAUUUAAAGACUCUUCCUGGAGAAAAGAAAGCACCUAUCUUAAAUAGUAGUAAUUCUACUACUGCUGCAACGGUAGCAAAGAACGAAGAUGACGAUAAAGAUAUUGACCUUUUUAUGUCGGACGAAGAAGAGGAUGCAGAGGCUGCUAAAAUUAGAGAGGAAAGAUUAAAAGCGUACGCGGAGAAAAAAUCAAAAAAACCAGCACUUAUCGCGAAAUCUAGUCUAGUGUUAGACGUUAAACCAUGGGGUGAUGACACCGAUAUGAAAGCCAUGGAAGAAGCUGUGAGAUCUAUUCAAAUGGAUGGAUUAGUAUGGGGAGCAUCUAAAUUGGUAGCUGUGGGUUAUGGUAUCCAUAAGUUCAGGAUAAUGUGCGUAAUAGAGGAUGACAAAGUAUCUGUCGACUUGCUGGUGGAGAUGAUCGAAGGUUUCGAACAGUUGGUACAGUCUGUCGAUAUCGAGUCAUUCAAUAAAAUAUAAAUUUACCAUUUCUGCCUGUUAUUUUUAAUGUAAACUUAAUAAAUAAUGAUAAUUGUU